AUGAGCUCGGCAAGUAAAGUCCGCAUCCUGUCAUCUAAAACCCAGCACUUGCAAAUUUUGGAGCAGCAGGUCGAGGCAAAGCAUCGAGAGAUUCUCCAGCUUCGUAGCGAGGCCCAGGAUCUGCGCCGACAAGAAGAAGCUCCCCCUCGAAAGACACCAGAAGUCAACAUUGGCGUGCAACCUGAAUACGAGCAUGCUCUUGCUCGGUUAGAGAGAGCGACCGCAUUGACGCGAAGUUUCCGUACCCAGAUACUGGCUUGCUUGGAUUGCGAUCUGAAUGACACGAAAUAUAUAGACGCAAUCAUGACAAAGGAGUCGAAGCAAUUCUGGGCUUUAUUGGAGCAAAUUAAACAUUCGAAAGCAGAGAUCAUCAUGCUAAAAGCUGAACCUUCUCGUGGUGUAGACACUAAUCAAGACACCCCUACAUCGGCUUUAACAGCGCUCCUGGAGGAACAAUGUCUAGUCCUUUGCAAUAUGGCUCAGAAACUGAAAGGUUCUGGUCAUGAAGAUCGUCUCUUUCAGGAGUGUACCGAAUUAUAUCACAAAGCAUGUAUGAUUGAGUAA
Messenger RNA from Lentinula edodes (shiitake mushroom), 564 nucleotides. RefSeq lists its product as uncharacterized. The record is from RefSeq and is a predicted model, not a curated record. The transcript has 5 exons. Bases 1 to 564 code for a protein of 187 amino acids. Lineage: Eukaryota; Fungi; Basidiomycota; Agaricomycetes; Agaricales; Omphalotaceae.